GAUUUCUUCUCCUUCAAACUCACCGACUCAAAGAAAUCCAAAAUUAGGAAAAAGUAAAUAACAAGAAAAAAACCAAAAAUAUUUGAUUAGAAAAGCAAAUAUAGAAAAUAGCAAUCGACAGAAAAAAAAAUCGGUUGAAAAUCCCGUCUGCAGAAGGAAGAAGGCAUCAAUGGAUUCCAACAAAUCCUUGCUGCAUUUGUUUCUUUUCUUCCUUGUUGUUGGCAUUGCAUCUUCUUCCCACCUUUCAAAUGGGAUCUUCGAACCGCAUGGAUUAAUUGGUCGUUCGCUUCUACAGCAGAAAAAAACUUGCCCCGUGGAUUUCGAGAACAUGAACUACACGGUGAUCACAAGCCAAUGCAAGGGGCCAAAUUACUCGGCCGAUAGAUGCUGCCCGCCGUUGAAGCAACUGCUCUGCCCCAUCAAGGAUCAUAUCAACGAUCUCAAGAGCGACUGCGCGGACGUCUUCUUUAGCUACGUCAACCUCUACGGCAAGUACCCUCCGGGGCUCUUCGCCUCCCUCUGCAAGGAGGGCAAGGAAGGGCUCGACUGCGAAGGCGUUGUUGUUGCCAAAAAUGGGGCCUCUUGCGUUGCCUCCUCACUAGGCAUGGCCAUUGCUGCAUUAGCAUUGAUCAUGUUUUGCUAUAUUUGAUGAGAGAGUAAUUUGUGUGUGCUUUGUAGUUUGUUUGGCCUAUUUAUGAGUUGAUUAUUUGGAAAAAAGGUCUUUGUGUUCCAAUUGGGAUGGAUUGUGCACACAAUAUUAAUAGUAAUAUCAUAUCAUCCUAUGUUUGUUGCAUUGCUAUGUUUGAUUUGAAAACAUGGACCAAAUUAAAGAAAAAAAAUACUAAAAGUUUAUUGUGAGACUGGAUCAAGGUUCUGCCCUCGUGAGAUUCAAACUCUCAUACUGCAGUCAUCCGAUAAAAUAUACUCCUGCUGUCCACGAAAAACAAUCUCAUUUGUGAACAACACGAGUUUUAACGAGAAAUUGGUAAAGUGAGAGAGGAGAAAAAAAAUAGAUAAAGUAGGAGAAGAAAAGAGAAAAAUUAAGAGAGAAGAGGGAAAAAAAUGAAUGAAAUAUAAGAGAGUUUUCACUUUUGAAAUGAAACUAUUUUUGGUCACGCCAAAAUAAUAAAAUUGGACUAUUUGUUUUUUGGACGGAGGAGUAUCCAAGUCCGUUUGGCUCAGCCCAUAACUGAAGUGGGUUGGGUUAUGCAAAAAAAUCAUGCAUUUUUUAAAUUCUCAUCAAUUUUUGAAUUUUUUUAUUAUAAUAAAGUAAAAAUAAUUAUAAUUGGAUGAUUAAGUAAAGUAUAAGACUUUUAUUUUUAAUUGUGAUUUAUAUACUCCACUUUCCAUUCAAGAUGACCACUUCAUUAAAGACACA
Salvia splendens (bonfire salvia) is the source of this 1378-nucleotide messenger RNA. Its product is annotated as GPI-anchored protein LLG1. The coding region runs from base 170 to 649 and encodes 159 amino acids. The record is from RefSeq and is a predicted model, not a curated record. The transcript is spliced from 3 exons. NCBI's taxonomy places the organism in Eukaryota, Viridiplantae, Streptophyta, Magnoliopsida, Lamiales, Lamiaceae.